GAAUAAACUGAUGCUUAGUUUUUCUUUUCUUAAACAGACCAUGGCCACUCACCACCAAACACAACAAAAAGCAGACCAAUAUCAUCUGUUGCGAGCGGAGGCCGUUCGAUCACGUCUCAUUGAUACUUUCUCUCUCAUUGAGCAUCUGCAAGGCUUGAGCCAAGCAGUGCCACGUCACACUGUCAGAGAGAUACUUGAUCCUUCUCGUCAGAAGAAAAUUAUGUUGGGAGAUCAACAUCAACUUGUGCGCUUCUCCAUAAGACCUCAUCAUGUGAAACGGAUCACAUAUAGCCAGAGACUUUUGAGCAGGCUAAAAAUCCGCUGCAGUAAGCGGGCCUCUCUUUCCUUGUGGGCUGGAUGGGUUCUUGAGUGUCCUCCCUUCACAAACUUCAUUGUCUUCCUCAUUUUUUUGAAUACGAUUGUACUGAUGGCUGAAAUAGAACUGCUAGAAGACCCAGAUGAAACAUUGUGGCAAGUCAAACUGGCUCUGGAGUCUGCAGCUUGGUUCAUCUUGCUUGCUUUCCUCUUGGAGAUCAUUAUUAUGUGGCUAUUCAGCUUUACCCUAUUCUGGAAGAAUACCUGGAAUGUCUUUGACUUUAUUGUCACUGUGUUGGCCGUGCUUCCUGAAGUGAUUGUGUUUGAAGAGGUAACAGGUCAGCCUGUGUGGCUGCAGUUGCUGAGGAUCUGCCGGGUGCUAAGGUCCCUCAAGUUCCUUGCAAAGUUCCCUCAAAUUCGCGUCAUUAUUUUGGCCCUUGUCCGGGCCCUUAAGAGCAUGACCUUCCUCUUGAUGUUGCUGCUCAUGUUCUUCUACAUUUUUGCUGUGGCUGGUGUCUACGUCUUCGAGAAUUACACCCGUUCAACUCUUAUGAACCUGAAGUAUCACACUUACUUCUCGAAUGUGCUGAAUUCCCUAGUGACAGUGUUCAUUCUUUUCACUUUGGAUCAUUGGUAUGCAUUUCUACAAGAUACCUGGAAAGUCCCUGAAGUCAGCCGCUUUUUCUCCAGCAUCUAUGUCAUCCUUUGGUUAUUACUUGGUUCCAUUAUCUUCCGAAAUAUCAUUGUGGCAAUGAUGGUUACUAACUUCCAGAAUAUCAGGAAUGAGCUGAACGAGGAGAUGGUACAUCUGGAGGUUCAACAGAAAGCUGACUUAUUCAAGCAGCAGAUUAUUCAGAGGAGACAAAAUCUGGCCCCUGAUGGGUUGAGAUCAAUUACCAGCAAAUUGGAUGCCAGAGUCAGUCAACAAGAGGGAACUUUGUCCACAGUAGAAGUGAAAACGUACACAGACACUGACAAUAGAGAUAGUUCCAGUUCUAUGACAGCCUCAAAAGAAAUCAAGCAAAAUAUAAAAAGGUCUGCAUCUUUAACUCCCUCAGGAUCUUUCCGUUCUCCUGUUUCCUCUGAUGACUCCAUACAAUUUGACACUCCUGGUUAUUUGGAUUGGGAGACUCACGUCCACCAGAAUCUUCCUGGGCUGAUGGAGAUGGAUCAGGAAGAAUCCAUUGUGUGGCCUAGGGACUCACUUUUCCGAUAUUUCGAGCUGCUAGAAAAACUUCAAUAUAACCUAGAGGAGCGUAAGCAGUUGCAAGAGUUUGCAGUGCAGGCACUAAUGAGCUUUGAAGACAAAUAAAGCCUACAAUGGAUGGCUUCUAUAUCUCUAGCAAAGAUAACGAAAGGGAUAGUUGGAAGCAGAGAAUUCAGAGUACAAGAUGUCUAAU
Molecule: messenger RNA, 1715 nt
Organism: Sorex fumeus (smoky shrew)
Lineage: Eukaryota; Metazoa; Chordata; Mammalia; Eulipotyphla; Soricidae
Gene: CATSPER2
Product: cation channel sperm associated 2
Exons: 12
Coding region: 11-1627 (538 amino acids)
Biological process (GO): flagellated sperm motility; fertilization; transmembrane transport
Cellular component (GO): CatSper complex; membrane
Molecular function (GO): calcium-activated cation channel activity
Source: RefSeq, a predicted model, not a curated record